Messenger RNA from Lagenorhynchus albirostris (white-beaked dolphin), 1188 nucleotides. RefSeq names its product HDGF like 3 (gene HDGFL3). Gene Ontology annotation, cellular component: nucleus. NCBI's taxonomy places the organism in Eukaryota, Metazoa, Chordata, Mammalia, Artiodactyla, Delphinidae. Gene Ontology annotation, biological process: regulation of transcription by RNA polymerase II. The transcript is spliced from 6 exons. Gene Ontology annotation, molecular function: transcription coregulator activity; double-stranded DNA binding. The record is from RefSeq and is a predicted model, not a curated record. The coding region runs from base 411 to 1022 and encodes 203 amino acids.
CCGAGGAGGAAUUCGGAGGAGGCGCGAGGCCCGGUGCUCGCGUCGCGCCCGGGAGCCCAGGAAAGAGGCCGCCGGCGGCGGCGGCGGCGGCAUGAGGCAGGCGACGCGGCGCCUGUGAGCAGCGCGCGGCGGCGGCGGCGGCGGGGAACCUCAGCGCGGGGAGAGCCGAGCGGCCGGGGGCUCCCCUCCCCCGCUGCCGGGCGGUGAUUUGCCGGGCCUGCUGCGCCCCCCGCCCACCCCUCGCCCCAGCUGCCGCCUCGCCGCUUCCCUUCGUCGGAGCGGCCGCUCGUCCGCCCGCCCGCCCGGCUCGAGGCCCGCGGGGAGCGCGGCGCAGUCUGUUGGCCCGCGGGGGGGCGGCCUCCCGGCAUCUUCGCGGCGCCCAAGGACGACCAGGAAGGGGAGCGGCCGGGAUGGCGCGUCCGCGGCCCCGCGAGUACAAGGCGGGCGACCUGGUCUUCGCCAAGAUGAAGGGCUACCCGCACUGGCCGGCCCGGAUUGAUGAACUCCCAGAGGGAGCUGUGAAGCCUCCAGCAAAUAAGUAUCCUAUCUUCUUUUUUGGCACCCAUGAAACUGCAUUUCUAGGUCCCAAAGACCUUUUCCCUUAUAAGGAAUACAAAGACAAGUUUGGAAAGUCAAACAAACGGAAAGGAUUUAAUGAAGGAUUGUGGGAAAUAGAAAAUAACCCAGGAGUAAAGUUUACUGGAUACCAGGCAAUUCAGCAACAGAGCUCUUCAGAAACCGAGGGAGAAGGCGGGAAUACUGCAGAUGCAAGCAGUGAGGAAGAAGGUGAUAGAGUAGAAGAAGAUGGAAAAGGCAAAAGAAAGAAUGAAAAAGCAGGCUCAAAACGGAAAAAGUCAUACACUUCAAAGAAAUCCUCUAAACAGUCCCGGAAAUCUCCAGGAGAUGAAGAUGACAAGGACUGCAAAGAAGAAGAAAAUAAAAGCAGCUCUGAGGGUGGAGAUGCCGGCAAUGACACAAGAAACACAACUUCAGACUUGCAAAAAACCAGUGAAGGGACCUAACUACCAUAAUGAAUGCUGCAUAUUAAGAAAACCACAAGAAGGUUAUACGUUUGGUUGUCUAAUAUUCUUGGAUUUGAUAUGAACCAACACAUAGUCCUUGUUGUCAUUGACAGAACCCCAGUUUGUAUGUACAUUAUUCACAUUCCUCUCUGUUGUGUUUGGGGGA